GUCACAGUCAGGCAGUCAUUCUUAUUCAUUGCUUGUUUUACUGGUGUACUAUUAAAGUAUUGACAAAAUUUGUUUUGUGUGUAUUUGUAUUGUAAAAAUAGAAAGCAGUAGAACAUAACCUUCCGAGUAUAAAUUUCAUCCAUAAUCGUUUAGCAGCAUUGCCUAAUUAAUGCUCAACUAAAUAAAGAAUGGGAAUCUUUAGCAACACAUCGCCUUUUGAUCAAGAUGUCGAAAGAGCUACAAGUGAAAACAAUACUCACGAGGAGUGGGGUCUGAUCUUGGAAAUCUGCGACCGCGCGGGCGCUUCGGCCGCCGCCGCCAAGGAGUGCCUGCGCGCGGUGCUGCGGCGGCUGGCGCACCCCGACCCGCACGUGCAGGUGCACGCGGCCACGCUGCUGGACGCCUGCGUCAAUAACUGCGGCCGCACCUUCCACCUCGAGGUCGCCUCGCGCGACUUCGAGACCGAGUUCCGGCGCCUGCUGGCCCGCGCGCAGCCUGCUGUGGCGCAGCGCCUGCGCGCGCUGCUGCGCAAGUGGGCCGAGGGCGAGUUCCGCUCCGACCCCGCGCUGGACCUCAUCCCGUCGCUGCACAGCAAGCUGCGCGCGGAGGCGGGCGAGUCUGCGGGCGGAGCUAGUGGUGGGGCGGGGGCUGGUGCGGGGUCCGGUGCGGGGGCGGGGGCGGGGGCGGGUGCGGCGCAGCGCGAGCAGGAGGAGCUGGCGCGCGCCAUCGCGCUGUCGCUGCGCGAGUCGGCGCCGGCGGUGGCGCCGUCGCUGUACCCGCGCGUGGAUGCGGUCAGUGACCCCGCGCCGCAGCCCGCGCCGCGCAAGGUCCGCGCGCUCUACGACUUCGAGGCCGCCGAGGACAACGAGCUGACCUUUCUUGCGGGAGAGAUAGUACACGUGACGGACUCGAGCGACCCGAACUGGUGGAAGGGCUACAACGAGCGCGGCGAGGGCUUGUUCCCGGCCAACUUCGUGACGUCAGACCUGACGGAGCCGCGGGCGGAGGAGGCGGCGGCGGCGGGUGGGGGUACGCGGGGCGCACGCAGCGUGCAGUUCGCGGCGCCGCCUGAGGAGGCGCACGUCGACGAGGCGGCCAUGGACGCGGCGCUGGCGCUGCUGCACGAGGCCGACCCCGAGGCCGCCGCAGACGACAGCGCUGAGCUGGCGAGACUGGAGGCGCGCGUGCACCAGAUGGGCCCGCUGGUGGACGCGGCGCUGGAGCGCGCGGACCGGCGUCACGCGCGCCUCACGCAGCUGUCGGCCGAGCUCGUGGACGCGCUCAACCUCUACCACGAGCUCAUGCGCGACGCGCUCAAGCCGCCCGCGCUCCCCACCCAGCCGCCGCAGCCCCCAGCCGCGCCCUACGCGCCGCUCGUCGCCGCCUUCCCGCCGCCGGCGCCGCGGUGAACCCGCACCUCUCCGAGAUCCACAUUCGGUUGCUUCGAUUAUCCAUUGUUUCAAUUUUCAAUUAUUUAAACAAUUUAGGAUGUAUAUUAUAUAAUGGCGCCACCGAAUUCGGCCUUAACCUGCUACUCAAAAUAAAGUUACGACCUAUUUUAGUUAAUAAGUUUGUUUGAUUAUAAUAACUCUAAUGCACGAAAUUAAGUACAAACAUUAAAAUUAAUACAAGAAAAAUACAUGUGCAACGUUGGAUUUAUGCCAUGUAGCGAUCUCUUACAACCGCAAAGCUUUACAAAAAUAUCAGAGUGUUUCAGCACCACAAAUAAGUUUGUCUGUGCAAUAACCAUCGAGAAGUUCUCUCGUCGGGUUCCGAUCCUGAGUGCACCAUCUUAUGAUGAUGCAUCGUCAUCCAAACUAAAUGCGUAUUUAGAUUUCACCCCUUUUAUUUACUUCAAAAUUAAAUUGCAUUAUUCCACCUCGAAUACGUAACAUACAUUGUAAGUUAAAUAAAAGCGUGUAAAAUAUGUUUUACUCUAACCUCACUAUACAAUAUUUAACGAAGAAAUAACGAAACAAAACAUUAUUUAACUAAAAUAGGUUGGGAGUUGAUUUUUUUUUUGGGUAUGUAUUUUUACAGGUAAUCCUGUAUAUUAUGAAAUUUAAUAGGUUAGGUAAAUUAUGAACAUCCUAGCUAUAUUGAAUAUGUCCAGAAUGUAACAGUCUCUGAUGACUUCUGGGGUCUGCGCCCGCAACUUAUCUGUUUUGUUAGUCCCAUGACUGCGCUCUUUAUGACUAGAAACAAGAAUAGUAACGAAACUGAAUAUAGCCUGAAUGUAGCUGGGAAGUCUCAACCAGUGUAACCCAUGUUUCGCUAUUUAUCUACAAUCAGAUAAGUAGUGCAUUUCGCGUGUAUUUGCUUAUAGAGGUCUAGAGCACAGAGUAUAAUAUAAUACCUUAUAGUUAUCAAUUUUAUUUUCAACUUUGGACGCAAUAUAUUUUUAUUGACGUCAUAAAAUGUAUAGCCAAGACAAAGGAAUAAAGCCGUGUUUGUAGAUAUUUUUUAUUUUAAAAUAUACAGUAAAGUUACCACGAGUGCUGUUCCAUGGAUCGGCGUUAUUCCUGCGGUCUGUGUUCCGCAGAACUUGCGGUGUGACAGGUUAUUUGUGAACGUCAACAUGAAGGAACCACCUCUCAACACACAAAACUCAAAAAACAGGUAGUUACCCAGGUACUAAGGAUCGUUAUAAUUUAAUAAAAAACAGAUGGUUCCUCCAUUUUUACGUCAAGAUGGAGGAAAUCCCUAUUUCACUUGAUAUUUUCGAAUUCUUUGUUAUUUAGGUACGUUAGUACAUACCGACGUUUUCGAUAUCGGUAGCAAGGGGCGAUGGAGUGAAGGUAUUGACGGCUGGUUCGAUAAUAUUUGUGUUUUGCGAUGUGCUUCCUCCAUCUUGACGUUCACGGUUAUUUUCAUAUGAACUCUUUAACCUUACUCCAAGGUUCUUGCCGAACCUAUUCCAAGAUAGUUCUUCUCGUGCUACAAACGAGCUUUAUUUUCUCUUUAAUUUGUUAAAAAUCACGGCAUGUCGUGCUACCUGUAAAAAGUGUGUUAAAUGUAAAACCUUGUUAUGUUCCUAAAUUUUAUGCAAAUAAACUUGUUGAUUAAUUAGGUAAUACCUUUUAUUGCGACUAUGCAUAUUUUUAAUGGGUUGUUUAUGUAGGUAAGUAUGUUUUGACAUGAGAGUGUGACAAAUUGAUUAUUUUUUGCAUCUUCAUAAUAGGAAUCGCUUUAUUGUAUUCACCAAAUUGAGAAUUAUGACUGUUUGUGGUUUUGAUUUUCAUCAAAAGUAAAAUCCAAAAUUCAGAGUAUAAAAAUUUAAAUUUGUUAGGAGUUCUUAUUUCACAAAAUUAAAAUUAGUUUGAACUUAUAGAGAUUCCAUACGGUCUCGACAGAUAAGGCUGUAUGUAAAACAAUUCAAUGUAAAGUUAUUUGAAAUCAAUUCGUUUGUUUUGUUGUUGCUUUAGCAAUUUUCACUUAUAUAAGUACCUGUAUCAAGGAUCAAAGUGGAAGAAUCCCAUCAAAGGAUCUUCAAGAUGGAUUUAGUGGACAUAGGGCUCUACGUAAAGGUUUAAGCUAUUUUAUACGAUCUUGUCUGUCUAUCGAUCACAGCCAUGACGUGUAUAAAUUGUGGUGUGGACACACGUAGGCUGCGAAGGCAUAAGUAGCACCUCUUCAUUGUCCAAUGAUCAAUUAAUAAUAUCUUAGCGGUUGACUGUACUAAUGUAUGUAUAAAAGUAUUGUACUAAUGUAUUUAUUGCAGUCCAAAUAAAUAAAUCACACUUUAAUA
Molecule: messenger RNA, 3748 nt
Organism: Plodia interpunctella (Indianmeal moth)
Lineage: Eukaryota; Metazoa; Arthropoda; Insecta; Lepidoptera; Pyralidae
Gene: Stam
Product: Signal transducing adaptor molecule
Exons: 4
Coding region: 189-1409 (406 amino acids)
Biological process (GO): protein transport to vacuole involved in ubiquitin-dependent protein catabolic process via the multivesicular body sorting pathway
Cellular component (GO): ESCRT-0 complex
Molecular function (GO): ubiquitin binding; phosphatidylinositol binding
Source: RefSeq, a predicted model, not a curated record